CAGAAAAGAAAGUAACUUAAAAAAAAAAAGCUCAACAAUCCCAAAGAUGAAGUUUAUGUGGCAGAUUUUUGCAAUAUUUUAUGGCGCAUAUGGCUAUCACCUCAUUCCCAGGAUUAAAGAAUGUGGAGUCACUUGUUCACAGGGAUUUCAUUGCAAACAUCAAUUUUCUAUGGAGGCUAUGAACAGUGUCUGCCGUCCCGCGCCUGGCUCCGUUUCUCCAGUCAAUCUUAAAAACAUGAAACUUGGGACUACAAUGAAGUGUGAAGAUCACAGGCAUUGCUCUCUCCACUUAAGCGUUAAGGCAAACCUGCAACUUAAUGAAAAUACUUCUGGUGUUCAAAUUUGUUAUAUCCUGAUGGUUACUCAAAAAACCAAGUGUGUGAAAGUGAAGAUUUCCAGGGGGCAAAAUGCCCAUCCUGAGGGAAAUAAGGUGAAAAUACAAUUUAAUUGCUUUGAAGUCAGUGUGGGACAACAUCUCUAUGUAACCAUGACAACAUUUCCAAAUUAUUGUGGAGUUAAACAGACUCAAGAAUAUUAUGUUGAAGACUGCAGAAACAAUGAUGUGGGGAAAAAUAUUCCAGAUUGUUUUGUGAGCAAAAUGGCUUAUAAUGUGGACAGAACCAGAAAAACCAUUUCAGUGAAUAUUUCAGAUGUCCAAAACACAGACUGUUAUGUCCGUUUAUGUCAUCAAAGAUUUGUAUGUGAAGAUGCGGGGCCUGUCACUUUGAUUCAGGGAAAGGACAUGAUGAAAUCCGCUUCUUUGCAAUACGCUCAACUGCUGCCUUGUCUGUGUAUUGAGGUGUGGCCGGCAAUUUUAGAUGCACGAAGAAUGCAGUUGUGCCCAUUCAAGAAUGAUACUAGGUCCCUGUGGGAUAAUAUUGUUUAUCAACCUGCCACACAAACACUGACUUGGGAAGCUGCCUGUCCUGUUCAUGUUACUGUCAGCCUUUGUCAACUGAUGAAGAUUAAUGAUAAAUGUGUUGAUCUAGAGGGCACUGUCAACAUUGCUACAGAGAAAGUGAAAUAUUCCCGAGUUGAUACACAUCCAAGCCUUUGCAUCAAGUUUGCAACUGAGCACAACAUCUGGGUUAAAUGUCCAUUCAGUCAUGGACAAUUUCAAGCUUGGAAAAUGCGACUUGCUAUAAUGGGACAACAAAUAGAAGUUUCUUUCACAUCACAUUUUGAAGCAGAAUUUUCAGUACUUGUAUGUAACAGGACCAACUUGCAUUCAUGCAACUCUACUGGAAGUCCCAAAGCCCUUUCAUUGGAUGGAUUAAGUUUACCAUCUGUCAACAUUUCAGGGAAACCAUGUGGCUCAAACGUCUGCAUUAAGGGAUGGAGGACAGAUGUGGACUAUUCUGUUUCUUCAUACGUCUGUGAUUUACCCUGCAACUCUUCUACUGGGACUCAAGAAUAUUAUGAAUAUUCCUUAAGCAUCCUCUCUCUCAUAGCAUUUCUUGCCAUAUUUCUAAUCAUGUUGGCUCUCCUUGGACACAAACUUUUGUCAGUUAAUUCUAGGAAGACUCAUGAAGAGAAAAGUGUAUUACACAUCAUAACACACAGGAUGAAAUAGCACCAUUUGUUUUAUGUAUGAAGAAAAGCAGUCAAUUUAGCAGAAUGUUGUCACUUCCUGCAUCUUAACAAAUAAUUGAAAGAUUUCUCUACGGUAAACAGUUACAUGUGUAAAUAAUCCUUGUGUGUGCAGAGGUCUUCCUUGACUUCAGUAAUGUAGGAAUAAAUUUUUGUGAGGCAAAUUCCUUACCCUGUGCCCUAUUGUCUCCCUUCCUGAAGUAAUUUGAUAACAAAACAUCUUUCUGUAGACAAUUUGACUUUCUCCUAAAUCAAUGAUGGUGCCUGCCCUUUAUAUUUGUGGAAUAUGCCCUGUAAUGUAAAAAAAUCACUGAUCUCUAUGGUUCUUUCAUGUUUUAUAUACUUUUCCCUUUGAGGAUCAUUCCAUUCAGAAUAUUACUUCCUAUCAAGAUAAAUAAAUAUCUCAGAAAAAUAUGUAAGGAAAAAUUAUGUAUAUAUAUUUUAAAUUAAUAGUCUUGUUUAUAAUAUUUUCCAGUUGUUUGUUUUAAAAAAUAAGUUUUUUAAAAGUACUGCUAUGGAUAGAAACCUAGCACUUAGACAUGAACUGGAUUUAUAUAACUGGCAGUGACACAAUGUUUUCAGUGUUUAAAGUUCUGGGCAUACUUUAGACAGAAUUGAGUUCUAUUGAAUUCUGUGGGACAUGUUUCUGAUUGUAGCUGUUAUGUACAGGUUCUGAAAGAGUUUGUUACUGAUUAGUGGGCUGCUCCUAUGAACUGUCCAUCAUCUGCUUCCUAGGAUCUAAACUAGCUUUGUCAGACCAUUUCAAUGUUCAGUGGCAUUACGGUAGCAUCUUUUGAGACUAACAAAUAUUCUUGACAAACAUUAACGUCUGUGACAACAGCUCACUUAAUCAGAUUACCUGAAGUUUAUGCCUCUUAACGUUUUGUUAGUAGGAAAAGGUGCUACCAAACUCCCAAUUUUUGACUACCAUAGAGCAAUGUUUCUCAACCUUUGAUGCAUGGAUUUCAACCCCCAAAAUUCCCCAAUAACAAUGCAGGCUGGGGAAUUCUGGGAGUUGAAGUUCAUGUACAUCUUAAAGUUGCUGACAUUGAGAAACACUGCCAUAGAUUAACAUGGAUCUUCUCUUACAAGAUCCACAAGAAUGCUCCAAUUCCUAUGUGUCCUCUUUUUCCUCCAGCAGUCCUCUUAAAAUCUUUUCACCCUAGUCUCCAUCAAAAUCUGAACUAGGGGAGGACAGUGGCUUAUUGAGUACCUUAAAAAGGUGGAGUUUGGUUAUAUGGUACCAUCUCCAGCUGAGCUACUGUGGCCUAAACUAAGCUUAUGAAUGGGCUAUGUGACCUAUUUAUAUGUGGUUUUUCUUUACAUCCAAAUUAAACCUUGGACUAGGAUUUGACUUUUAGGAUUUUAAAUUAUUGCAGUAAUAUGCAAAAAUGUGUUUAUCUUUCUAUUCAAACUGUAUUAUUGGUAUUGGCCACAAGGAGAUAUUUGGACCAUGUUCAAAUAACUUUGUAAAGUAUUUAAUAUUUAACAGAAAUCCAAAGGACGUGUGGAAACAUUAUUUUAUGUUCCCAAAUGGGUAGCUGUAUAAGUGUUUUGCAGCAAAAGAGACAGCAAGAACAUGUGUUCUUUCGUGUCAAUGUUUUAUAUAUUACUGUCAAUAUUUAUACUUGCAAAGGAAAAUAAUAAAAUACUCUGAACUCUACAAAUGUCAAAAGUUUGUCAUUUAUUUCUCCUACUGUCAUCUAUAUUCUUGCUAUACAGACUUCAUUACUCAGGAAAAAAGAGUAAAGUUAACAGGCAUGAAAAUUAUGCUGUCUAGACUCUAAACCAUGUGGGAUUACUUGAUUUACACAGACAAUGGUUUCUACAGUCCCCCAUCUUCCCAAAUGGGAGAAAUAGUGAAGACUAUAAAAAGUCUGGAGGUAGAGACGCUUUUUCCAUCUGUUGAUCAUUUUGUCUUUGGUUUUCAGAAGGCACAUUUCAUAGAAGUGAAAAUACAACCCAUAUUGAAACAGGGGAAAGUCUCUUCUGAGACAUUUGCCA
Messenger RNA from Pantherophis guttatus, 3594 nucleotides. It is a transcript of the gene IL17REL, whose product is annotated as interleukin 17 receptor E like. Gene Ontology annotation, molecular function: interleukin-17 receptor activity. The record is from RefSeq and is a predicted model, not a curated record. Lineage: Eukaryota; Metazoa; Chordata; Lepidosauria; Squamata; Colubridae.